Schistosoma guineensis is the source of this 1671-nucleotide messenger RNA. NCBI's taxonomy places the organism in Eukaryota, Metazoa, Platyhelminthes, Trematoda, Strigeidida, Schistosomatidae. The record is from the annotation of a GenBank genome assembly.
CAAGAAUUAAUAUAGGUCGAUAAACCUACUAUCCUUACCACUGAAGACUGAAGACAGAUAUUGAUUAUUGGAUGAUAAAUGACCUUAGGGAGACCUAUUAUCCAAAGCUGUGCAGUACUGUCUGCAAAUGACCUAUAGAGUUUCAGGACUGUUGCAGAGGAGCGGUAAAAUAUUAAAAGGAUGUUAUUACGGCACAUUGAAGCUUGCAGUAGAUGGCAGUAUAAAGCGUGCCAAACCACCUAAUUAUGAUUUCUUUGGCUCUGGAAAUAAUUACCUAAGAUUCCUAUUUGAUAAUACUAAAACUAUGGACCGAUUUAACGAUAAUUCAAAAGUAAUAGUGGUCGAAGGUAAUAUUGCCUCCGGAAAAUCUAACGUCGCUGCUAAGUUGGCUAAAUAUCUUGAUAUGGAGUAUUUUCCUGACCCAACUGAAGACGACAUAUAUGUUUAUAGAAAUGUGGAGCCAAAUUUUGAUAUUCGCUGUCACAACUUUUUGCUUCCUGAUUAUGCAAAAUACUAUACAUGUGAAAUGUUUUGGAAUGAACCGGAUCUCAUAAAUAAAGGAAAAGGACUAUAUCUUCAAUACCACUUCUACUUAAGACGUUAUUGGAAUUACUUAAGAGCAUUAUGUCAUUUAUUUAAUACAGGUCAAGGCGUUGUGAUUGACCGAAGUCCGUUUUCAGAGUUUAUAUUCGCUGAAGCCAUGCAUAAGUGCAAUUAUUUGUCAGAACGGGGAUUAUUAUGGUUCAAACAAAAUCACACGAUGACUAUAAACAACCUCUGGAAACCGCAUCUACUAGUGUACAUCAAGGCUCCUAUUAAGCAAAUACGUGAAAAAAUAAAGAAACGUAAUAUCCCUUGGGAGGUAAACGCACGCAAUCUGACUGAUGAAUUCUUAAAUGCUUACGAAGACUUACUUGGAAAUUACUAUAUAGAAAAUAUGGACCGUUACUCUCAUAUCCUCACUGUUGAUGGUUCUACAGUGGAUGUUUACGAUGAUGAUGAUAUCUUUAUUAUUGCACAAAAUGCCACUGAAAUUGACUUAAGUGGUCAAUAUUUAAUGCGUGAUGAUUACAAACUUCUCCAAUGGCGUCUUGCUUUAAGAUACGCAAGUAGUAUAACAACUUCCAGACUCGAUUUUUCAAAUGCUCAUGAAAAAUUUACAAGAGUAUUUGAUCAAGUAGAAUUUCCUAUGGAUUUAAAUGAAUUAACUUAUACUUAUGAAGCACAAGAAUUACAAGGUGCAGCUAUUCAUAUGGAUCCUCGUACUUGUAUACCACCGGCAUAUAAUCCAAAAUAUAAAAGUAUACUUGAAAUAAUGUUUAAUCCAUGGAUUAUAAAAACUAAUUUCAGGGCUGAUCUACCAAAAAAUUAUAUUUGGAAGUAAAUAUAUUAUUGUGUUUUAUUCUUUAUAAUAUACAAAACAACAUUUACCAUAUUGAAUUGAAUAGUGGAUAAUCUGUUUAUUCCACUGAUUCUGGUGAUUGAAUUAACUUCGAUUCAUUCAUUGAAACAAUUAGGAAUAUAUAUAUAUAUAUAUACCUUUUAGGUAGUAUGUAUACAUCAUUUAUAUUGUGUUGCCCGUUUAAACACUUUCGAUUGAAUGGAUUUUCAUCUUUUGUAUGUGUUGUAUAGAAAUAUGAAAUGUUUAGAAUAGAAAUUGUUAUAAUUCUC